AGAACUUGAACUAUAUCUUUUGUUAGUUUUGCACCUUACGCCAAAGGAGUUUUGAUUAUCAUUUUCAUUCGAUAAGCAUGAAGGUUUAGUUUGGCCCUUGCAUGCAUUGUCAUCACGCACUAUAAAUACACCACCAACUCUCUCUCUCUUCUUUCAUAAUUGGCAGUUACAAAAAGAGCCUAUGAAUUUGCUCCUUUUAAGAAACAAACAUCCUUACGAAACAAAUGCACCAUAAAUAACCAAUAUUAUCUCGAGAAAAAGAAAACAAAAAAAAAAAAAAAACCAUACUUUCAUCUUUUCCUUUGGAAAAUAUAUGUUUGAAACAAACCCACCAAAUCUUGCAAUCCAUUUAACACAAUGUCUGCAACAACAAUAUCACAUUUGGAAGACAACCCAACUGAGAAAACCUUUCAGAAAUGGCCAUCCAAUUUCUUCAAGGUCACGCUUUUGGAGCUGAAAAUACAAAGGGGAAUAGCUCUUCCUCUUUUGGCAGUGAACUUGGCAUGGUUUGCCAAGAUAGGCAUCACAACAGCUUUUCUUGGCAGGCUCGGGGAGCUCCAACUGGCUGGCGGUACGCUUGGCUUCACUUUUGCGAACGUCACCGGCUUCUCAGUUUUAAAUGGGCUCUGUGCUGCCAUGGAACCUAUUUGUGGUCAAGCUUUUGGAGCUAGAAAUAUAAAGCUCCUCCACAAAACCCUUCUCAUGACAACUUUCUUGCUGCUCCUCGCAACGCUUCCUAUUUCGUUCUUGUGGCUCAAUGUUGACAAAAUCCUCAUCCAUUUUGGCCAGCAAGAAGACAUUUCAACGGCUGCGAAGACCUACCUCUUCUAUCUCCUGCCAGACUUGGUAGUUACUUCACUCUUAUGUCCCAUUAAGGCCUACUUGAACUCACAAGGCAUCACAGUGCCAUCAAUGUUCUGCUCGGGUCUAGCGCUUGCUUUUCACAUACCGGUUAACAUCUUGCUUGCGAAAGCCAAGGGUCUCAAGGGUGUUGCAAUGUCUAUGUGGAUCACUGAUCUCAUGGUUGUGGUUCUACUUGCCUUGUAUACGUGUGUCAUUGAAAUUAAGGCAAAGGAAGGGAGGUGGAAGGAAGGGGGUUGGCUUGAUCAACAUGUCAGCGACUGGAAAAGGUUGCUCAAGCUUUGUGGACCUUGCUGCCUCACUACCUGCCUUGAAUGGUGGUGCUAUGAGAUAUUGAUGUUGCUCACAGGCCGGCUUGCGAAUGCCAAGGAGGCAGUGGGAGUAUUAGCAAUUGUGUUAAACUUCGACUAUCUGCUUUACUCGGUGAUGCUUUCUUUGGCAACUUGUGCAUCAACCCGCGUCUCCAACGAGCUUGGAGCAAACAGAGCAGGCCCUGCUUAUCAGUCUGCAUUUGUGUCUGUUGCAGUGAGUGUGGUCUCGGGUUUCAUAGGCGGUUUGGUGAUGUUAGGAGCCAGGGGAAGUUGGGGGUCUUUGUUCACUCAUGACAAAGGAAUUUUAGGAGGUGUGAAGAAGAUGAUGCUGCUGAUGGCUUUAGUCGAGGUGGUGAAUUUCCCUUUAGCAGUUUGUGGAGGGAUUGUCCGGGGAACGGCGCGACCGUGGUUAGCCAUGUAUGCAAAUCUUGGUGGGUUUUACCUCCUGGCCUUGCCCUUGGGAGUUGUCUUAGCCUUCAAGAUUGCACUUGGGCUCAGUGGAUUGCUGAUAGGGUUCUUAAUUGGAAUGGUUGCAUGCUUGAUUUUGUUGCUAAUUUUUGUUUUGAGGAUCAAUUGGGAAGAAGAAGCUUGCAAGGCACAAACACUUGCUUCCGUUGGUUGUCAAGCACCAGAAUAACCU
Molecule: messenger RNA, 1812 nt
Organism: Pyrus x bretschneideri (Chinese white pear)
Lineage: Eukaryota; Viridiplantae; Streptophyta; Magnoliopsida; Rosales; Rosaceae
Product: protein DETOXIFICATION 56
Exons: 1
Coding region: 358-1809 (483 amino acids)
Biological process (GO): xenobiotic detoxification by transmembrane export across the plasma membrane
Cellular component (GO): membrane
Molecular function (GO): xenobiotic transmembrane transporter activity; antiporter activity
Source: RefSeq, a predicted model, not a curated record